GCCACUAUCCGCCUCACUCUUCAUCUGGAGUCGACGGUCGCCGACUUCUUCCGUCCUUCGCCAGAACCACCUUCCUCUUCCUCUUGUUUCCGUCGCUUUUGCAGCUAUGGAUGACGAAAAUUCGAACCCGUUUCGGAGAAUGUCGAGCCGUACUCGUAAAGUGGCUCCUAAAAUGGCUGCGGCACUUGCCAGCUCUGAUAAUCGAACUCAGGCAGCUUUGGCCCGGCUUGAAGCUUUGGAGAAUGAUAACGCAGGGAUUGAAACAAUUGAACCGAACGAUGAUGAUGAAGCUUCUCUUGAUGAUGAUGAUCAAGCAUACAUGCAAAAGAGGUCCAAGGGCACAAAACGUAAAACCCGACAGGCAAAAGCACUUGAAAAUGCUAGGAAGGCUCCAAGAACAUUUCUUGAGCUCUUACAUGAGGCAAACCUGGAAUCCUUGCCUCCUCAUGUUCCAUCCUAUUUGAGGGCAGCAGUUGGACCUCCAAGGUCUACCUCCCGCCGGCAUUUCUGCAGUGUUUGUGGAUUUACUGCAAACUAUACAUGCGUGACAUGUGGAAUGCGCUUUUGUUCAGGCCGUUGCCAAAAUAUACAUAAUGAUACUCGAUGUAUGAAAUUUGUUGCUUGAGUGAUGAGACAGGAACCAGAAAAUUUUUGUUUGUAUAGCACAACUCAUCAAAUGCCAAAAAAAAAAGAUGUUCUCUGUUGUGUACUGUAAUUUUUUUUUCAUGUAUAAUAGUCAAGCAGGCUGUCCCCUACAGAUUAGGAAGUCUGGAUCAGUUUCAUUCUGUCUUUAGUGCACAGGAAAUGUGAUACAAGGUAGUUGUUGUGUUUGUGGAAUAGCUGUUGUGCAAUUGUUGGGAGGUUUACUUUCUUAACUAUCUUGAUGUCAUGGCAGAAAUUAGGGGCUGAGGUGAAUUUGUAGAGGAUGUACAGGGUUAGCAUGGUAUGGAACUUCUGAGAUGACCUAAUGGCAUUGUGGGAGAUUUUGUGCUGGUAUAUCCCUAUUAACUUUUGUAAGUGACAUAGCCUUGCAAAAUCCUUGUAAAAAAGUGAACGAUGGUUCUCUAUUAUGAUUAAUGCAUUAUGACAUCCUCUUCUUGAAGUGAUCAAUGGUAGAAG
This is a messenger RNA of Theobroma umbraticum, 1119 nucleotides long. RefSeq names its product HIT-type Zinc finger family protein (gene SEF). The record is from RefSeq and is a predicted model, not a curated record. Gene Ontology annotation, biological process: chromatin remodeling. Lineage: Eukaryota; Viridiplantae; Streptophyta; Magnoliopsida; Malvales; Malvaceae.